Messenger RNA from Oreochromis niloticus (Nile tilapia), 1282 nucleotides. RefSeq names its product low affinity immunoglobulin gamma Fc region receptor III-like. Lineage: Eukaryota; Metazoa; Chordata; Actinopteri; Cichliformes; Cichlidae. Gene Ontology annotation, biological process: immune response; cell surface receptor signaling pathway. Gene Ontology annotation, molecular function: transmembrane signaling receptor activity. Gene Ontology annotation, cellular component: external side of plasma membrane. The record is from RefSeq and is a predicted model, not a curated record. The coding region runs from base 145 to 843 and encodes 232 amino acids. The transcript is spliced from 3 exons.
GUGGCUGCUGCUGGUGACACAAGUUUGGGAUGGUUGUGAUGCUCAAAGAGUUUGUAAGUGAAAAUAAAUGUAAUUAUUUUGCAUGAAUAACAUUAGCCGGGAUUGUGGGUUUUGGUUUGACAAUUUUCACUUGGUGCAUAUUUAAUGGUCCUGUCUCUCUCAUUGUUGUUUAAUGCAGCUUUUCCUCAUGUUGUUCCAAACACUUCUCAGCACUAUGAAUACAGCACAUUGUCUUUUAACUGUAAGGAGUUUGACGUGUCUCCUGGAUGGAGACUAAUGAGGAAGGUGCCAACCGAAAGUACAGCAUGUGGGACUAGCUGGGGAGUUUUCAGUGGGUACAUUUGCAUCUUCAAACAUGUUUUUAUGGGAGACAGCGGGCAGUACUGGUGUGAGAGCAGAGAUGGAAAGAAAAGCAACACUGUCAACAUCACCAUUACACCUGGUCCUGUGAUCCUGGAAAGUCCUUUACUUCCUGUGAUGGAGGGAAACACUGUGAGUCUGCGCUGUAAAAACAAGACAGCUUCUACCAAUGCCUCUACUUCUAUUGCCUUCUAUAAAAAUGGCCUCUUUAUCAAAAACAUCUCCACCAGCACUUUGAUCAUCCACAAUAUUAACAAGUCUCAUGAAGGACUCUACAAGUGCAACAUGUCAGGAGCUGGAAAAUCACCUGAGAGCUGGCUGGCUGUGAGAAGCAGAGACAACACAGAUUAUCACAUGAUGACGCUCCUUUGUUAUGAUCAGCUUCCUGUUCUCCUCUACCUCCUGAUAAGGACUGUUGGCACAGUUUUAUGGGUCGCUCUGCUGCUGUUGGUGUUAAGAAAACGUCAGCCUUGGAACAACUGAGGAAGAAAAUGUCCACAAGUACAAAUUACAAAGGGAAUAACAACUGUUGAAUCAAUGUAUAGAAUUUUCAAAAAGUAGAGGGAAGGAAAACAUUUUUUGUUGUCACCAAGGUUCUGUAGUAAGACAAUUUUUUUCUAAGAACAUAUUAACCACUCUAUUGAUGCUUGGUGAGAAAGUCUUAAUCAGUCAACACCGUAAUGUGAUUUUUUUCCCAUCUAUAUGACAUAUUACAAUAAAAGCCUUUGAAAGUUAUUUCUACAGAUAAGUGGGGGGGGAAAGUGUACCUCUAGUUUUCAAAGUCAUAAACUGGCAUUCCCUUCAAUGUUCAGUAAAUUCUACUGUAUGGAAAAAUAUAUCUCUAGAUAAGUGUCCUAUUCACCAACUGUCAUGCUACUGUGGAAAAAACAAACAUUAUAUGAUGUAGCUAUAUAUUUUUAGA